AUGGCUUCACCACGUCCCGCCCACGCAUUUAACAACCCUGGUUAUAAUCUUUCCAACGGCUCCACGAGCGGCCCGACCCCAGGAGCCACUGCGUUGCUCCCGAAUAAUGGCAGAGUUAUCCAGACUGGCGGUGUGCGAGUGCUUUGCGUUGCAGAUGUAAGAGGAAACUUGAAGUCUCUCAAUGAACUUGCUAGGCAUGCUCGCGCGGAUCAUAUUAUCCAUACAGGUGACUUUGGCUUUUAUGAUGAUAGCUCUCUAGAGAGAAUUGCUGAUAAGACCUUGAAACACGUCGUGCAAUACUCUCCCCUUCUCCCAGAGGCAAUCAAGAGAAGCAUCGCCCAAGUCCCCCCCCAGCAAUCCAUCAAACAACGUUUCAGCCCUGAACAGCUCCCCCUCUCCGAACUCCCUCUACUGCUUAACAAGCAAUUGACCCUCGAUGUUCCCGUAUAUACAGUCUGGGGUGCUUGUGAGGAUGUUCGGGUGCUGGAGAAGUUCCGAUCUGGUGAAUAUAAAGUGGACAAGCUACAUAUUAUCGAUGAAUCUAGCUCGAGACUACUAGAUAUUGGCGGAGUGAAACUGCGCCUGCUGGGUCUUGGGGGUGCGGUUGUUAUGCAUAAACUGUUCGACAAUGGAGAAGGAAAGACGACGAUUGCAGGCGGGCAGGGAACGAUGUGGACUACGCUAUUGCAGAUGGGUGAAUUGGUCGAUACUGCUAAUCGCGUCUAUGAUCCGUCAGAGACACGCGUUUUCGUCACGCACGCUUCCCCGGCUCGUGAGGGCAUGUUGAACCAACUCUCUGUUACUCUCAAGGCUGAUUUUUCGAUUUCGGCCGGGCUGCAUUUUAGAUACGGGAGUUCAUAUAACGAGUUCAGCGUCAACCCUACUCUGGACCAUUAUCGUGGCAAGCUGGCGGCUUCCAAGGCCUCCUUUAAUGAUGUGUGGGACACGGUUAAGGGUGAAGUCGAGACCGCUAUUAAUGCCAACGAGGCUCAGAGAACCCUACUAGACAAUGCGUUAAGUAUCGUCGAGAAGAUGCCAACAAUUGCAAAUGGUGGCAAUCCUUUUGGAGGUCCUGUUGCGGCAAGCAACGCUGGUGGCCAAGUAGACGAGAGCGCGUUCAAAAAUAUGUGGAAUUUCAAUCUGGCAGAUGCCGCUUUCGGAUACCUUGUUCUGGAAAUCGAGGGUGGACGAAUCGGAACAGAAAUGCGUGCUCAGGGCUUCAACUUCGCUCAUCGUGCUGGGAAGCCAUCAACGAGCUCUGCACCUAUAACUCAACAACCUGUCGCUAUGUCGGGUCUUCCAGGCGGCCCCGGUGCGUCUGGCGCUGCCCCUAGUGCUCCAUCUGGGGCCCAACCGAGAUCCGCUGGCGGAGUUUCCCAAUUUGGUCAAGCUCCAGUCCCAAACCGCACCACAGCACCCACGUAUCAACAGCAAAACCAGGCUCCAUCUCAAAACAAGCCCGCGGGACCACUUCCUCCUAAAACCACCAUAUCACCGGCCCCGGUAAUUCCAAACAACAAAGCUAAACCCGCCACGCCUCAGCCCGUGGGUGCUCAGGUCAACGUUCCCAGCGCGACAGACAAGGCCAACGAGUCCAACGGCACCGUCCUCGGCGAGCGGACGGAUUCAAGAACUAGCACCGGACCUACUGAGCGCAAGCCAAGCAGUGGCCUAUUUAUUUCCAACGUCGACUCUGAACAAGCGAUCCGUGACCUAUUCCCCGAGGAAGACAAGUCCAAGAUCCUAAAGGUGGAGAAAUGGGGUAAAUUCAACCACGUCGUCACCUUCUCAACACCCGAGGAAGCACGUGUGGCUCUCGAACGCCAGCCGCCUGAACACAAGAAACCAAGCCCACCAGGCCCCAAUCGUAAGCCGAACGUGAAAAUGUUCGAGGAUCGGGGAAGUCGGCGGGAUCGCGAUGGGCAAGGCGGAAACGCAGGGACGUGGCAGGCUAGUAAUCGUGGUGGCCCGGCCGGGGGAAUUGGGCAGCGGAGCGGGUAUCAGAGCGGUAGUGCGACGAGCGAUGGUGAGAGUGGACGGGGGAGAGGUGGUGGGUAUGGUGGGAGGGGCCGAGGCGGGAGAGGAGGUGAUAGAGGUGGACGGGGUGGUAGCGGCGGUGGAAGAGGGGCGCGGACUGGAGGGUAUGGUGGUGCCGGUGGGCCUGGGAAGGGUGCUGCUGGAGGCGCGGGGACAGACUCUCCAGCGUCUUCUACGUCGACGCCUGUGCCUGCCGGGGAAAAUAAAGGGGGAGCUGGUGGGGAGUAG
This is a messenger RNA of Paracoccidioides brasiliensis Pb18, 2265 nucleotides long. RefSeq lists its product as uncharacterized. The record is from RefSeq and is a predicted model, not a curated record. Bases 1 to 2265 code for a protein of 754 amino acids. The transcript is spliced from 4 exons.